CGCCCCGUCGUCAGCCACACCGCCCGGCCCUCCCUCCUGCAGCAGCGCGUAGAGACUCGAGGUGGCCGCGAUUUGAGCCUUCUCCGACCGUUAAUCCGGGAAGUUAAGGGAAAGAACUUAAAAUGGCUGACUCCUCGACAAAUUCCGGUGCCAACUGCAUGGAUAAGUUUAAAAGCUACGUGAAGACGCCGAAAGGUUUCAUCCUGGCCGCAGAAAUAAUCCUCAGUUUGAUCAUCAUCAUCUGCUAUGCCGCGUCCCACUACGGAGGCUACUCCGCCGUGGCCAUCUGUGAGAUGGUCUUCGCCAUUGUCUUCUUCGGCGUCUUCAUGAUGGAACUAGACAAGCAGUUCCAGCUGGUCAACUGGGUGUGGAGUGAUCUCUUCCGGGCCGGCAUCGGUGCCCUGCUUUACAUCAUCACCUCUCUCAUCUGUGUGAUCGGCGGCUCUGGUGACGGCGCUCGCAUCGCCGGCGGCGUAUUUGGUUUGAUUGCUGGUCUGGUGUUCGCCUACGACACCUACACCAUCUUCUUGCAGAUCAAGAGCACCAGGCAGCACACAGCAGCCGCCACUGAUGACAGAGUGUAAGAAGUUUGGAGCCGGAGCAGCAGGUGGACAGUCGCAGUAACUCAAAGAUGGCCGUCACCAACAGUGGCUGUUCCCAAACAUCCAACUUUUGGAGUUAACUCCUGAUGAUGAUGAUCUCCCUGCCCACACCUCGACGUGCCACUAAACGCAACUGUUCAAGAAGGGAAGUGUGUAAAUAAUAGGCAAUGAAAAAACUGUUUAAAUAUUUGUUUCUAAUGGUCUGCUGUAGUUUGUAGUUGUCACAGGCUGUUCUCACCUGACUCAACAGUGGUGCUUGAAGAAAAAUUUAACAACUAGAGUUUAUUGUGGGUUUCAUAUUUUCAUUCAAAAUCCAUGUGUCUGAGUCAAAUUCGCAGUGGCCUCCCAUUCUGAUGAAGCAUUCUUGUUUUAUAACAGUUCAAGGCGUGGUCUUGUGUUUGCAAAGGUCUUGUCAUCAUUACAUUCAUUCUGAAUCUCACUCAGGUUGUUCAUGCUACAGUUGUCACAGGUUUUGCCUUUUUUUUUCCAAGUUGACCGUCAUUAAAAUGUUAAAUUGUUGCCUUGUUUUUUUGGAUCUGCUAUGCAACUAUUGUCAUCAAAGAAGCUCGUGCUUUUUUUGAAAUAAAGCCAA
Messenger RNA from Synchiropus splendidus (mandarinfish), 1194 nucleotides. RefSeq names its product proteolipid protein 2b (gene plp2b). Gene Ontology annotation, cellular component: membrane. Lineage: Eukaryota; Metazoa; Chordata; Actinopteri; Syngnathiformes; Callionymidae. The transcript has 6 exons. The record is from RefSeq and is a predicted model, not a curated record. The coding region runs from base 123 to 584 and encodes 153 amino acids.